UGUCGCACCAUAUUUUAAAACAGAGCCAGGCCUACCACAGAUUCACCUGGAAGGGAAUCGCCUUGUUCUCACUUGCCUUGCUGAAGGAAGCUGGCCUUUGGAAUUCAAGUGGCUGCGCAAUGACAGUGAGCUUACCACCUACAGCAGCGAAUAUAAGUAUAUUAUUCCAUCUUUACAGAAGCUUGAUGCUGGGUUUUACCGCUGCGUGGUGCGAAACAGAAUGGGAGCUCUCUUGCAAAGAAAAUCAGAAGUUCAAGUCGCAUAUAUGGGAAAUUUCAUGGAUAUGGACCAGAGGAAGACGGUUUCUCAAGGACAUGCAGUAGUUUUAAACUUAUUACACAUCACCAGCUGCCCCAGACCUCAAGUGACUUGGUUUAGAGAAGGGCACAAGAUCAUUCCAAGCAACAGAAUAGCCAUCACAUUGGAGAAUCAGCUGGUGAUCCUUGCAACAAUAGCUAGUGAUGCCGGGGCUUACUGUGUGCAGGCUGUCAAUGAGAAGAACGGAGAAAACAAGACAAGCCCAUUCAUUUAUUUGAGCAUAGCAAGUGAUACUGGCACACUUGAAACCAUGGCCCCUGUCAUCGUGGUUCCUCCAGGCAACAGAAGUGUGGUGGCUGGGUCCAGUGAGACCACCUUGGAAUGCAUAGCCAGUGCCAGGCCUGUGGAAGAGCUCAGUGUAAACUGGAAGAGAAAUGGAGUGAAGAUCACCAGUGGACUCCACAGCUUUGGGAGACGCCUCACUAUCAGUAACCCGACGUCUGCAGACACUGGGAUGUACAUCUGCGAGGCAGUGCUGAGAGGGAGCGCUUUUGAACCAGCCAGAGCAAAAGCCUUUCUUUCUAUCAUAGAGCCACCAUAUUUUACAGCUGAACCUGAGAGUCGGAUUUUAGUUGAAGUGGAAGAAACCGUGGACAUUGCAUGUCGAGCCAUGGGGGUCCCCCUUCCCACCCUCCAGUGGUACAAGGAUGCCAUCUCCAUCCACAAGCUCCAGAAUUCUCGCUACAAAGUGCUCUCGAGCGGGGGCCUGCGCAUUCAGAAGCUGCGUCCAGAGGACUCUGGAAUCUUCCAGUGCUUUGCCAGUAAUGAAGGAGGAGAAAUCCAGACCCACACCUACCUGGAAGUAACCAAUAUAGCUCCUAUGUUCACCCAGCGUCCAGUGGACACCACGGUCACUGACGGGAUGAUGGCCAUUCUAAGGUGUGAGGUGUCUGGGGCUCCCAAACCUGCCAUCACAUGGAAGAGAGAAAACCACAUUUUGGCCAGUGGCUCUGUCCGGAUUCCUAGGUUCAUGCUUCUUGAAUCUGGGGGUCUGCAGAUCACCCCUGUCUUCAUCCAGGAUGCCGGUAACUACACUUGCUAUGCAGCCAACACAGAGGGCUCCCUGAAUGCAUCCGCAGCGCUGACUGUGUGGAAUCGAACAUUCAUUGUCCACCCUCCCGAGGACCACGUGGUGAUUAAGGGGACCACAGCCACGCUGCGCUGUGGAGCCACACAUGACCCCCGGAUUUCGCUCCGCUAUGUUUGGAAGAAGGACAAUGUGGUCAUCACUCCAUCUAGCAAUUCUAGAAUUGUGGUGGAGAGGGAUGGGUCCCUUCUCAUUAGCCAGACCUGGUCAGGUGACAUCGGCGACUACACCUGCGAAAUUAUAUCUGAAGGAGGGAAUGAUUCCAGAAUGGCCCGGCUGGAAGUGAUUGAACUGCCUCAUUCACCUCAGAACCUCCUGGCCAGCCCAAAUUCCUCCCAUAGUCAUGCCGUGAUGCUCUCUUGGGUUCGACCCUUUGAUGGAAACAGUCCUAUUCUUUAUUACAUUGUGGAGCUGUCUGAAAACAACUCUCCAUGGAAAGUGCACCUGUCAGACGUUGGCCCUGAGAUGACAGGUGUCACCGUGAGUGGCCUGACUCCAGCUCGCACCUAUCGAUUCAGGGUGUGUGCGGUGAACCAAGUCGGCAAGGGCCAGUACAGCGCGGAGACAAGCAGGUUGAUGCUACCUGAGGAGCCACCCAGUGCUUCACCCAAAAAUAUAGUGGCCAGUGGGCGUACCAAUCAGUCCAUCAUGGUCCAGUGGCAGCCGCCUCCAGAAACGGAGCACAAUGGGGUGCUGCGUGGAUACAUACUCAGGUACCGCCUGGCUGGCCUUCCUGGAGAGUAUCAGCAGAGGAACAUCACUAGCCCAGAGGUGAACUACUGCCUGGUGACAGACCUGAUCAUAUGGACACAGUAUGAAAUACAGGUGGCAGCUUACAACGGGGCAGGCCUGGGAGUCUUUAGCAGGGCAGUGACUGAGUAUACCUUACAAGGAGUACCUACUGCACCCCCACAGAACGUGCAGACAGAAGCGGUGAACUCCACAACUGUCCAGUUCCUGUGGAACCCUCCACCUCAGCAGUUUAUCAACGGCAUCAACCAGGGAUACAAGCUUCUAGCAUGGCCAGCAGAUGUCCCUGAGGCUGUCACGAUAGCCACCAUUGCUCCAGACUUCCAUGGAGUCCACCAUGGGUACAUAGCUAACUUGAAGAAGUUUACUGCCUACUUCACAGCAGUUCUGUGCUUCACCACCCCGGGGGACGGGCCUCCAAGUGCCCCUCAGCUUGUGUGGACUCAUGAAGACAAACCAGGAACUGUGGGACAUCUGAGUUUCACGGAGAUUCUGGACACAUCUCUCAAGGUCAGCUGGCAGGAGCCCCUGGAGAAAAAUGGCAUCAUUACAGGCUACCAGGUUUCCUGGGAGGUGUACGGCCAGAACGACUCCCGGCUCACACACACUCUGAACAGCACAACUCACGAGUAUAAAAUCAGAGGCCUGUCGUCUCUCACCACCUACACCAUUGAUGUGGCUGCCGUGACGGCCAUGGGGGCUGGCCUGGUGACCUCAUCCACCAUUUCUUCUGGAGUGCCGCCAGACCUUCCUGGUGCCCCAUCCAACCUGGUCAUUUCCAACAUCAGUCCUCGCUCUGCUACUCUUCAGUUCCGACCAGGCUAUGAUGGGAAGACGUCCAUCUCCAGAUGGAUUGUGGAGGGGCAGGUGGGAGCCAUUGGCGAUGAGGAGGAAUGGAUCACCCUCUACGAAGAGGAGAAUGAGCCUGAUGCCCAGACACUGGAAAUUCCAAACCUCACACCCUACACUCACUACAGAUUUCGAAUGAAACAAGUGAACAUUGUUGGUCCGAGCCCCUACAGUCAGUCUUCCCGGGUUAUCCAGACCCUGCAGGCCCCGCCUGAUGUGUCUCCAACCAGCAUCACUGUCCGAACUGCCAGUGAGACCAGCCUGCGGCUCCGCUGGGUGCCCCUGCCUGAUUCCCAGUACAACGGGAACCCCGAGUCCGUGGGCUACAGGAUUAAGUAUUGGCGCUCAGACCUCCAGUCCUCAGUGCUGGCCCAAGUCGUCAGCGACCGGCUGGAGAGGGAAUUCACCAUCGAGGAGCUGGAGGAAUGGACGGAGUACGAGCUGCAAAUGCAGGCCUUCAAUGCCGUGGGGGCUGGGCCGUGGAGCGAGGUGGUACGGGGCCGGACACGAGAGUCAGUUCCUUCAGCUGCCCCUGAAAAUGUGUCUGCUGAGGCUGUCAGCUCGACCCAGAUUUUGCUGACAUGGGCUUCUGUGCCGGAACAGGACCAGAAUGGGCUCAUUCUGGGCUACAAGAUUCUAUACCGGGCCAAAGAUCUGGAUCCAGAGCCCAGAAGCCACAUCGUGCGAGGGAACCACACGCUGUCUGCGCUGCUGGCAGGCCUGCGCAAGUUCGUGCUCUACGAGCUCCAGGUGCUGGCAUUCACUCGCAUCGGGAAUGGAGUCCCCAGCUCCCCCCUCAUCCUCGAGCGCACCAAGGAUGAUGCCCCAGGCCCACCCGUGAGGCUGGUGUUCCCUGAAGUGAGGCUUAGCUCAGUGCGCAUCGUGUGGCAACCUCCAGAGGAGCCCAAUGGUAUCAUUCUGGGGUACCAGAUCGCCUACCGCCUGGCCAGCAGCAGCCCCCACACUUUCACCACCGUGGAGGUCGGCGCCACCGUAAGGCAGUUCACAGCCACUGAGCUGGCCCCAGAGUCCGCCUACGUCUUCCGCCUGUCAGCCAAGACGAGGCAGGGCUGGGGGGAGCCGCUGGAGGCCACCGUCAUCACCACCGAGAAGAGAGAGCGGCCGGCUCCCCCCAGAGAGCUCCUGGUGCCCCAGGCAGAAGUGACCGCCCGCAGCCUCCGGCUCCAGUGGGUUCCGGGCAGCGACGGAGCCUCCCCUAUCCGGUACUUCACUGUGCAGGUGCGAGAGCUGCCCCGGGGAGAGUGGCAGACCUACUCCUCGUCCAUCAGCCACGAGGCCACAGCCUGCGCCGUUGAGAGGCUGAGGCCCUUCACCUCCUACAAGCUGCGCCUAAAAGCCACCAAUGACAUUGGGGACAGCGACUUCAGUUUGGAGACAGAGGCGGUGACCACGCUGCAGGACGUCCCAGGAGAACCUCCAGGUUGUGUCUCAGCAACACCACACACCACUUCGUCCGUUCUGAUCCAGUGGCAGCCUCCGAGGGACGAAAGCCUGAAUGGCCUUCUCCAGGGAUACAGGAUCUACUACCGGGAGCUGGAAUAUGAGGCUGGGUCAGGGACUGAGGCCAAGAUGCUCAAGAGCCUUUCAGCUCUCCGUGCCGAGCUCACAGCCCAAAGCAGCUUCAAGACGGUGAACAGCAGCUCCACAUUGACUACAUAUGAAUUAACACAUUUGAAGAAGUACCGGCGCUACGAGGUGAUCAUGACUGCCUAUAACAUCAUUGGCGAAAGCCCAGCCAGCGCACCCGUGGAGGUCUUUGUCGGUGAGGCUGCCCCAGCGAUGGCACCGCAGAACGUGCAAGUGACCCCACUCACGGCCAGCCAGCUGGAGGUCACGUGGGACCCACCGCCCCCAGAGAGCCAGAAUGGGAACAUUCAGGGCUACAAGAUUUACUACUGGGAGGCAGAUAGCCAGAAUGAAACGGAGAAGAUGAAGGUGCUCUUCCUGCCCGAGCCUGCAGUGAAGCUAAAGAACCUGACCAGCCACACCAAGUACCUGGUCAGCAUCUCGGCCUUCAAUGCCGCUGGAGACGGGCCCAAGAGUGACCCCAGACAGGGGCGCACCCACCAGGCCGCUCCCGGGCCCCCCAGCUUUUUGGCAUUCUCAGAAAUAACCUCCACCACACUCAAUGUUUCCUGGGGCGAGCCAGCAGCAGCCAACGGCAUCCUGCAGGGCUAUCGCGUGGUGUAUGAGCCCUUGGCACCUGUUCAAGGGGUGAGCAAGGUGGUGACCGUGGAAGUGAGAGGGAACUGGCAGCGCUGGCUGAAGGUGCGGGACCUCACCAAGGGAGUUACCUAUUUUUUUCGUGUGCAAGCGCGGACCAUCACCUAUGGACCCGAGCUCCAGGCCAAUGUCACGGCCGGGCCAGCCGAAGGGUCCCCAGGAUCCCCUAGAGACGUUCUGGUCACCAAGUCUGUCUCCGAACUGACCCUGCAGUGGACCGAGGGGCACGCUGGCAACACACCUACCACAGGCUAUGUCAUAGAGGCCCGGCCCUCAGAUGAAGGCCUGUGGGACAUGUUUGUGAAGGACAUCCCACGGAGCGCCACCUCCUACACCCUCAGCCUGGACAAGCUCCGGCAAGGCGUGACUUACGAGUUCCGCGUGGUGGCUGUAAAUGAGGCAGGCUACGGGGAGCCCAGCAGCCCCUCCACAGCAGUAUCAACUCAAGUGGAAGCCCCGUUCUACGAGGAGUGGUGGUUCCUCCUGGUGAUGGCUCUGUCCAGCCUGAUCGUCAUCCUGCUGGUGGUGUUUGCCCUGGUCCUGCACGGACAGAAUAAGAAAUACAAGAACUGCAGCACAGGUAAGAGCAUUUCCAAUAUGGAGGAGUCUGUGACCCUGGAUAAUGGAGGAUUUGCUGCCUUGGAGCUCAACAGCCGCCACCUCAAUGUCAAGAGCACCUUCUUGAAGAAGAAUGGGACCAGGUCCCCACCCCGACCAAGCCCUGGUGGUCUGCACUACUCAGACGAGGACAUCUGUAACAUGUACAACGGCGCUGUGCUGACCGAGAGUGUGAACCUCAAGGAGAAGUCAGCGGAUGCAUCGGAAUCUGAGGUCAGUGCCUGCGCUCACUUCUGGACAGCGACCACCAUUCCCUACUUGUAG
Molecule: messenger RNA, 6130 nt
Organism: Carlito syrichta (Philippine tarsier)
Lineage: Eukaryota; Metazoa; Chordata; Mammalia; Primates; Tarsiidae
Gene: SDK1
Product: sidekick cell adhesion molecule 1
Exons: 43
Coding region: 221-6130 (1969 amino acids)
Molecular function (GO): protein binding
Source: RefSeq, a predicted model, not a curated record